This is a messenger RNA of Rotaria sp. Silwood2, 2091 nucleotides long. Lineage: Eukaryota; Metazoa; Rotifera; Eurotatoria; Philodinida; Philodinidae. The record is from the annotation of a GenBank genome assembly.
AUGUGGAAUCAAGUAGAUGAAUUAACUUUCAUGGACAAUAUUGAUAUUAGUCCAUAUAUAAAAGACUUAUUCGAUGAUAAAGAUCCAGCAAGUACUUUUUCCGAGUUUAAAUUCAGCAAUGGUAAGAUUUAUUCAGUAAAUUCUUUCAAAUUAAUAGUUAAACAUCUUGAAUUAGGUGUGUUGAAUAACGAUAGUGUGGAUCUAUCACCAAUGUUAAAUGUGUACUGGAAUGCAAAUAUUGAUAAUGAUCAGUUGGAUAAUCAUCAAAGUUCAAUUGUUUCAAUGGAUUUCAUUGGUUCUACAUCAGAUAUUCAAUCGGACAUUGAUGCUAUCAUAAACAAUGAACCAUUUAUAGGAGACGAAUAUGACCAAAUUUUAGACGAUAAUUUACCUGAAGAAACAAUUGUUUCACAGGAUGGUAAUCAACAAAAUGUGAGCGAAACUCAGGAAUCAACGAGUUUCGAGAUAAAUACAAAUCCAUUUGCUUUUAUUGAUGAUAUAAUGACUGUCAAAGAACAACCAAAACCAGAUCAACGUGCUCGUUAUGAAAGUGAUGGUCUACGCUUUUUACCUGAUUCAAAAAAACAUCCAAUGUCUAUUCAGUUGCCGGAUUUAUCAUCAGCAACAUUGACUGAAAAAGCAUCAUUUGGAAUCAUUUUAACAAUGGUAACAUCAACAAAAAAUCCAAAAAAUAAAACAUUUGUACAUGCCAACGGUAUCAAAUAUCGUACUGAAGAUGCAAUAGAAAUAGGAUAUGGAAGUAUUUUUCUUCCAUUAACUAAAUCGGAUAUACUAAAAUGCGAAAAAAAAUUUCCACGAUUGUCUAUUAUUUGUAAAAGAUUAGAAGAUUACACAUUUGACUUAACAUCAUUUGAUGGAUUAACUGUAGAAAGAACUACAGAAAAAUAUACACUUAUCAAUGAAGAUGAUAUUGGCAAAGUAGCAAAAGGAAAACAAUUCACUAUUGAUUAUGAUCUACUUUGUUAUAAGAUUAUCUUUCAGUUAGCAUUGAAACAAGAUGAUGUUUUUAUGAUUUCAAAUAUUAAAUGUGAAACAGAAAUAGUUAAUGAGCAAAAAACAGCAAAAAAAGGUGUCAAACGAAAAGCUUCAUCAAACAAUAAGAUGAUCAAGAAAAGAAAGGGCAGCAUUUGAACUCGCGUUCGUUAUGAUUAUAAUACAUGGGAAUCAUUUUGUGAGAUUGAUAUUGCAGACUUAAAUAUGAUACUAUGUCCAGAUGAAAUUUUCAAAGAUUUGCUAAAUGAUUUUAAAACAAUGGAACGAUCUCCUGCUUCUAGUCCUCUUAUCGAGGAUAUAAGUGAAUUAUUAAAAGAUGAUACAGAUUUGUUAUCUCCAAUAGAAUCAAAUGACAUGGCUGAUCUACCAACAAAAAAUCUUUUCAGUACAUCAAUAGAAUUGUCCACAUCAGUGGCUAUUACAGUUCCAACACCAAAUCAAUUACAUAUUGUUCAUCCAUUAGAAGAUACAUAUAGAGCGCGAUAUAAAAGUGAUUAUUUUCCACAAAGUGGCGCUUCUCGACGGCCACGUUAUGUUGCUGAUAAAACUGGAAAUCACUUUAUUACAUUACAAAUGCCAACAGAUUAUAAACGUGGUUUUACAAAAGAAUACAUUCGUGCUGCAUUAAUAACAACAUCAAUUGAUGGUCGUGGACAUUUUUAUAGUCCAUAUAAAUUUCAAACAAAUCAUCGCGAUGCUAAAGUACCUGAUGAGAAUCCCAUAUAUAUACCUGUACAAUCACAACAAAAAAAUAAUUUUAUUAUGAAACUUCAACUUGUUUUGAUUAAAUCCAAACUAGAUCAGCUAAAUGAUGCUCAACCAUUAAUACCUUUUUCGGAUACAAUUACUAAUAUACAAAAUAUCAUCAAUGAAGAAAAACUAGCACCAAAAGAUUUAAUCAAUACAUAUCAACUUGAUAAAUCCCAUAUAGCAUUUACAUUGUGUUCAAAAUUACCAAAUGGUUCUUAUGAUAUUCAUCCUGAAACAACAGUUAUUUCAUCAGUUAUCACUGAAUCAUCAGCAAAACAGUUAGCAACAUCAAAUAAUAAAUCAGGUAAAUUAUUCAAUGAUGUUUAA